AUGACUUCCAUGUCGCCCAUUAAUACUGCGGGUGCUGUCUGUGCCCCCCCCUCCCACAGCGGCAGCGUCUCCCCGAGACAGCCGUUGCCGCCAAAGAAUGUCGCAUUUGAGCUGCUGUUUCUUGAUUCUCCUCAAUAUCGCGCGCGUCUUCCCAUGCGCGUGCAAAUUUACCCCCAUGACACAACUGACUCCAUUGUCACCACGGUCAAGAAUUUUUAUGGCCUCUACUCCGGUCGAACUGGCUCCAAGGGCGUCAGCUUCGAGGAUGACCAGGGCAAUACUCUGAUCGCGCGGUACGAAAACUUUACAAACAAUAUGAUUGUCUACGUUCGUGUCAUUGAGGAAGCCCCUGCUGCCGCUACCGUCUUCCCCCAAUCAGAGUACCAGUCUCCUACCACAGCCGACGCUUACUAUGAGGGUGAUCAGUAUGCCAGAAACCACCAGAACGGCGGUGAAGCGCCGAAUGGCAGAGCAUCCCGCCAGAGGAGCCAGUCUCCCCGCGCCGGUGCUGCCAGUCGCAGCGGCUCUGUGAGCAGCAAGAAGAGCCGCUCUCGAUCUGUCAAGAGCCACGCCACCAAUGUUCUCCACGGCGACUCGUACGCCGCGAGCGUCGAUGGCUACAGCAGCGGCGACGGAGAGCAAGGCAGUGUUUCUGGCCGAAGCAAGGAGCAGCUUGGCACCACUGAUAUCAGCGUCGAGAACAUUGUCGAGGGUGGCCGACGCAAACGAGCCAAGUUUGAGAGCUCGGAACUUCCCCUCUUCGCGCCACCUCAGAUGCCAGCGGCGACGUCCAACCCGUCUGUGUCGCCGGCUCGUCGAAUUGACUCCCGGGCGCCCUUGUCUUACGUCCCACAAGGUACAAACCCAUUCACGAACCCGCGAUCACUACACGCUUCCCAAAAUUAUGGCAAUGGCUUCCAAUCUGGUGUUUAUGCAACUCCUACCACUGAAAGCCGCCGCCAUCAUCGUGGCAGCAUCAGCUAUGGUAGCAGCGGUGCCAUGGGUAUUAUGCCUACUCCAGACCCCACUGUCGGCAGCUGCAUGUCUGAAGAGGACAAGGAUGUUGCCAUUCAGCUGAUGCGCCUGGGCGAAAUGUCCAACAUUUCGCAUGGCCGCACCUCUGCCUCCACGCUGGAUGACACUUUUAGUGGCAGAGCGGACAAUGCCUCGUCUACUGGAGCUACUAGCGAUGGAGAAAGCGAGAGUGACAAUGAGCUCCCUGCAGCGCGUCGCCAGAAGCUCGACAUGUCGGGUGCCUCCAAGCUGAUUUACCCGACAACAGAGAGCAGCCUGACACACGCCCAAGCUGAGUACAGCAGUGACGAGGGCGACCAUGAGGCUGGCAAGUCUGGCCAGGCUAUGGCUAAGCCUCCCACAACGCACAAGCCCACUCUUCCCAUGUCCAAGCCGCCACCCAAGCCCAAGAUGCACAAGCCGUCCAACAGUUUGAAGAUGAAGAAGCCACCGGUGCUUACCAAUGUACCCAUGUCGCCGGCCUCGGCUCCGCACUCGCGGAAGCCUUCAGUCGCUUCCAUCAACGGCUUGCCUACUGGUGGCGACGACGACAACCCUGAUCUGUCUACCAAGCCACGCUGCCAGAGAUGUCGCAAGAGCAAAAAGGGCUGCGAUCGGCAGCGUCCCUGCGGCCGCUGCCGUGACGCAGGUCUGUCUGCCGACCAGUGCAUCAGCGAAGAUGAAGGCAAUGGCCGCAAGGGCCGCUAUGGGCGCCACAUGGGCGUGCCCAUCAAGCAUAGCGCUGAUGUUCCUGUUGCGGUUCAGCCGACUCUGCUUCCAGCAGCUCCUAUUGCUCCGACCAUGGCGUUAGCCAUCGACAAGAACAAGAAGCGGAAGCGGUAA
Messenger RNA from Cordyceps militaris CM01, 1857 nucleotides. RefSeq names its product C6 finger domain protein, putative. NCBI's taxonomy places the organism in Eukaryota, Fungi, Ascomycota, Sordariomycetes, Hypocreales, Cordycipitaceae. The record is from RefSeq and is a predicted model, not a curated record. Gene Ontology annotation, molecular function: DNA-binding transcription factor activity, RNA polymerase II-specific; zinc ion binding. Bases 1 to 1857 code for a protein of 618 amino acids. Gene Ontology annotation, biological process: regulation of DNA-templated transcription. The transcript has 2 exons.